AUGUCACGAAUGAUACGUAUUCUUUCCAAUCGACUUCCAAGAUUACAGAAAGAAGAAGAACCUGAAUCAGUGUUAAUUACCACAAUGAAGAGAGGAGUGUUGUUAAUACAACAAGGUGAAUUACAAAAGUCAGAACAAAUGCUUCACAUAGCACUUAAACUUGCCCAAGAACAACAAAACAGCGAUGCAAUCACAUACAUUUAUGACUUGUUGGCAAAUGUAGCCUUAGAGGCUCAUGACUUACCCAAAGCUGAGAAAUUAUUUGUUACUGUGCUACAACGGUUGCUGUCAGCAGGUUGUGCAGAAGAUGACAACAAAGUUUUACACAUCAGUCUAAAACUUGCCAGUAUAUAUAAAGAAAAAGGAAAUAAAAUAAAAGCAGAAGAAGGCUUCAAAUUCUGUGAGAAUCACUUGCAAAAGAAAGUAGAGAGAGGUAGUGUUGAUGAUGACACAUUGCUGCUUUGGGCAAUGACCCUGGACUGGUAUGCAAGAUUUGCUAUGGAUCAAAAUCGAUUCAAAGAAGCUUUCGCAUUUUUUGAGAAGGCCUAUGAAACUUCUCUUCGUGUCAAUGGCUUAGUGCAUGAGCAAAAUGUUAUACUUCUCAAUGACUUAGGAACUCUGUGUUGUUUACAAAAUAAUUAUGAUGAAGCAAUAAAAUACCUCAACCAAGCUAUUGAUAUCACCAAAAAAAUACCAGAUAUGGAAGAAGCUGCUGCUGUUUAUGUCAAUCUUGGCACUGUCUAUAUGAAAAGAAAAAUGUUUGAAGAAGCUAAACAAGCUUGCAAGGAAGGCUGGCGAAACGCAAAGCAGAAGAAUGACAAAGAAACACUAGAAGAGGCGAACCUUUGUUUAGAAGAACUGAAAACUCUUUACGCAGCUCAGGGUGCUAAUACCUGAAAUAAGCAUGUAUAUGUCUCUUAAUAUUAUCACUGAAAUAUGUAAAUUUCAUUACUUCAGCUAGAAAAUUAUUGAACAUAAUGAAACAAAAUAUUUGUUUUAUUUUACAAUUUAUUUAAGAAAUAUA
Messenger RNA from Gryllus bimaculatus (two-spotted cricket), 1024 nucleotides. The record is from the annotation of a GenBank genome assembly. Lineage: Eukaryota; Metazoa; Arthropoda; Insecta; Orthoptera; Gryllidae.